GCACGCGCUGCUCGCUCUCGGCUCGUCCGCGCGCAGUUCCGUCUCUGCUGCUCACUGAGAGGAGGAUGGAGACAGAGAAGAAGAAGAAGAGUUUGUGUUUGUUCAGAGAAGAAGAAGAAACUUUCCGCUGCAUUGUAGCUCUUUGAAUUAGCAGAAGAAGAAGAAAAUCCGCAGAAGAAGAAGUCGGAGGAGUUCCUGUUCAAACUUUCUUCUCUGUAAACUGCUCGCGCGCUCCCGCCGCCCGCGGCUGCACCGCGCAUGCUCUCUACAGCUGUCGUGUUUUUUUCUUCUUCGGCGGAUAAUGGACCGAUUGUGACAUCACCGGAGGGAGGGAGGCGCGCGGCCGCUGAUCUAGAUCACAACCAGUUGUGGCGGGAGCGCGCCUCAGCUGAGCGCAUGAACUGAGUCUGUAGUCUGUGUGUGUGUGUGUGUGUGUGUGUGUGUGUGUGUGUGUGUGUGUGUGUGUGUGUGAGUGAGUGUGUGAGUGUGUGAGUGUGUGAGAAUGAGCGGAGGUAAAAAGAGGAGUGGCUUCCAGAUCACCAGCGUAACCUCAGACUUCAACCAAACUCCAGCCGGCCAAUCAGCUCCCAGUGUGGUCCUGACUGUACUCCAAUCAGCAGCCUCCUCCUCCUGCAGCAAUCAGAGAAGCUCCUCCCAGCCAACCACUCCCUCUCUGAAGAGGAAAUACGUAUCCCAUGAUGCACCAGGGCAGGGGGCGGGGUCUUCGUCCAGGUUCAGGGUUGUGCGGCUGGCGGUGGGCGGGGCCGGCGGAGGUGGGCGGGGCGAGCCAUAUCACCGCGGGCGAUGGACAUGCACAGACAUUCUGGAGCGACAGGAAGGGGCGGGGUUUUGGCGCGUAAUGGACACUAUGAGACAUGCCCACUCGCUGGAGUCUCUGGAGAUGAUUGGCCGGGACAUGGACAGGGGCGGAGUCUACUCCCAGGACGCCACCCACCUGCUGGCUCAGCCAAUCGGAGGCAUUGAAGGGGCGCAGCUUGUACUGCGCAGCGGGCCGCCCUCACCGACGCACCAAGAGCCAGUCAACAUCCGACUCCUGGACCGCAAGGAGCCAAUGGGAGCUCAGUGUUUUGACUCCAUCCAUCCACCUCCUUCGCCCCGCCCACGAAACAUCCCUCCUCCACUACGAUUGGACGUCGACUCUGCAGGGCGGUCUGUCCUCAGGCUGUCUCACUCUCAGCCCAGCUCCCCCCCUGCUGGAUCAUACCAUCCCACUCUGACCCCCAUUCAAACCCCAGCAGCCUUCAGUCUGGACCAAACCAUCUUCAACCUGUCAGGGGACUCCAGUAGUUCCAGUAAUAGUCUAAUCGCCAUUGACAACAAAAUCGAGCAGGCCAUGGACCUGGUAAAGAGUCACCUGAUGCUGGCGGUCAGAGAGGAGGUGGAGCUUCUGAGAGAACAAAUCAGAGAACUGCAGGAAAAGAACCAAAAACUGGAGAGAGAGAACCAUAUCCUGAGAACCCUCACACAAGAUGUACACAAUGUACGCAACACAUAACAUGCAAUACACACAAUAUAUACAACACAUAAAACACAAUAUUUACACGCCACACAAUGACAUUUUCAGUUUUUCUGCAUCGCAGGUACUGUAGUUAUCAGUAUCAUCAGGGUUCGAGAUUAGCGUCGUCCUAGGUCGACAAAUAAUGGGUUUUGACCACAGACUGUAUAAAACAUGGACGCAGUCUUUGUGACAUCCCCCACGGGUCCCUGAAGAGCUGCUGUGGAGCGGCUCCGGCCAGCAGCAUCUUGGCAGUAACCGUCUAAUUCCGGCUGAUCUAAAGGGGACGCACCCCAUUAUUCCUGACGAUGCUACAUUGUGAACAACAAAUUGGUGUAAGCAGUUAGCUGUUUGCAGUUAGCAGUUAGCUGUUAGCUGUUAGCUGUUAGCUGUUAGCUGUUGGCUGUUGGAUGUUAGCUUUUAGCCGCCGGUAUCGGAAGUGCUAUUAACUUGCACUAUGGUGCGUUCAGGCUCUAUUCAGUAAAAAUUAGUAUCAGUAAAUUCUAAUGUUAUCAUGAUGUGUUCAAUGUAAUCUUGUAACAUUUAGUUUUUGGUGAGAAAUUUGAAUAAAUCCAGUUGUUUGAAGGAGAUGUUUUCACAGCAUAAUAAAAUAGAUAUCAGAGGGAAUUAUGAGCUGUUUAACGUCCUAACAAACACCAGUAUGAAGUAAUAAAGGAGUGUAUGUUGAAGUACA
This is a messenger RNA of Cottoperca gobio, 2210 nucleotides long. RefSeq names its product TSC22 domain family member 4 (gene tsc22d4). The record is from RefSeq and is a predicted model, not a curated record. The coding region runs from base 503 to 1516 and encodes 337 amino acids. NCBI's taxonomy places the organism in Eukaryota, Metazoa, Chordata, Actinopteri, Perciformes, Bovichtidae. Gene Ontology annotation, biological process: regulation of transcription by RNA polymerase II; response to osmotic stress. The transcript is spliced from 5 exons.